UGAUUCAACAAUCGAAAUGAGAUCCUCUUCAGCGCGAAAUCUGGUGGUGCCAGUAAUCAUCAUCCUUACCAUCCACCCAUUCGAAGCGCAGGCCGAAAGAAAGCUAAGGCUCCACAAUCUAGUGAAAGUCGAGGAAGACACUGAAGUUGUCGAAACUAAUUUAAGCAUCAUCGAGGUCGAUGGAAAUGUGUUUAAAAUCAACGGAGAGCUAAAGAUUAAUUCUGAAGUGGAUGACAAUUUUGAGAUGGGUGUUGAAGUUCAACGAUCCGAGAAACAUGAUUGGGACUAUGAAUCGGUAUUUUACGUAGACAAAAUUGGGGUGUGCAGCUUUUUGAAUACCUACUACAAGGAGUUCUUCUACGAAAGGCUCGAGGAGUACUCGAAUGCUCCGGUCCCAAGCACCUGCCCUCUGCCAGAAGGAGCUCAUUACCACUUAAAGGACUAUCCGCUGGACGUCACUCUGCUGAAGACUCUAUUGAAGCCUGGGCACUACCGUAUAGAGUUUACAUCUAUGUUGAAUAAUGAUUUCAAUCCAUUGAUUUACUUGGUAGAGUUGGAGGUGUACGAUUAA
Messenger RNA from Drosophila biarmipes, 571 nucleotides. RefSeq lists its product as uncharacterized. Bases 17 to 571 code for a protein of 184 amino acids. NCBI's taxonomy places the organism in Eukaryota, Metazoa, Arthropoda, Insecta, Diptera, Drosophilidae. The record is from RefSeq and is a predicted model, not a curated record. The transcript has 2 exons.